Messenger RNA from Fusarium coffeatum, 795 nucleotides. RefSeq lists its product as uncharacterized. The coding region runs from base 1 to 795 and encodes 264 amino acids. Lineage: Eukaryota; Fungi; Ascomycota; Sordariomycetes; Hypocreales; Nectriaceae. Gene Ontology annotation, molecular function: protein binding. The record is from RefSeq and is a predicted model, not a curated record. The transcript is spliced from 3 exons.
AUGAAGCCUUCACCGUUUACUUUCGACACUCGCGCAGAUACUGUACUCAUUUUACGAAAUCCCAACACGGCGCAGAAGGAGGAAUGUGAGAUCCAAACUGACUCGGAGCCCGAGUACGAGCGCCUAAAUGAGGCGGGGUUCGGAGAGUCAAAGACACGACGCGACUCGCCGAUGACUCUGGACAAUGACCAGAAAUAUCCGAGAGGGGCUUUAGAAGACACGCAAGUUGAGUUUCGCGUGUCAUCAAGACAUUUGAGCCUGGCUUCACCUGUUUUUCGAGCUAUGCUGGAAAGCAAGUUUAAAGAAUCUCAGCUCAAUGAGCAAGGUCUCUAUGAGGUCCAAGCCUCGGAGUGGGAUGCCGAGGCUUUCGUCAUACUUCUCGAUAUUAUUCACGGACACCAUCGGGACGUGCCGAAGCGAAUAUCUGUGGAGAUUCUGUCGAAUAUUGCAAUUAUUGUUGAUUAUUAUGGCUGUCAUGAGAUAAUGGAAUUCGUUUUGACGGCAUGGCUGACCUAUUUGGGAGAGCCGGAGGAGUUCGUGAAGGAGGACCCGUUGCGUUGGUUAUUUAUUUCUUGGGUCUUUCGGCAAGAAGCUUUGUUUACGGUUGCGACAAAGAUGCUUUUGUUAUAUGAUAAUGGCGAAUAUGUGGUUGACUUGCCUAUACCACAACCAAUAUUAGACAAGGUCGACGAUAAACGACAAUACUAUGCUACUGGGCUCUUUAAUGAAGCAGAUGCGUCUACAUGGCCUAUCAACAGCCAGACCUCACGAACCCUUCGAUGGAUGGACAGUUGA